AUGCCUCGAGCAGCGCACCCUUUGACCCCGGCAUCUUCAACGGACCUCAAAGGCCAAGAUGGAGUUAAGCAGCUAGCUUCGCUGCAGAUGGCAUUUGAGCUUCCACCUCCAGCCAUCAGCAGUGGCAAGCCCGGGGCGAUGGCGGGUGCCUUCCAGACCAAUGCCGCAUCCUCUCCAGCCGUGCCUUCACCCGAGUCUCUUUCAAGUCCGAAACAGAGCCCUAAGAAAACUCUCUACCCUCUGCAAGCCAGCGAGACCGUCAAGUCCAGGCGCAGGUCCUCAGUUGUCCAGGCCCAGACCGCUGCUACGGCUGUGGGCUCUGGCGGCAAGAAGGAUACUUUUGCACUCCCACCACCACCAACCAGGUCACGCAAGAUAAUUCAGAUGAAGCCAAAGUCGACAGGAGGAUCGAAGACUGAGGACAACGACCGACCGGAGCCGGCAUCCAAGGCUAAACCCGGCACUUCAAAAUCGGCAGCCGACUCUAAUGAUAAGGCAAUAUCGGCAGCGCCAGCAUCAGCGCCAGGGGAUACCGGCUCCCCGGUGGCGACCAAGAAGAAGACACCUUCGGCAACCAGCGCUGCGGGUCGAAAGAUAGCGAGAAAGACUGCACAUAGUCUUAUAGAGCGGAGGCGACGAUCCAAGAUGAAUGAGGAGUUUGCCACGUUGAAGAAUAUGAUUCCAGCAUGCACUGGUGAGAUGCACAAGCUGGCAAUCCUGCAAGCAUCUAUCGAUUAUAUCCGCUAUCUCGAAGACUGCGUCUCUAAGCUCCAGUCCCAGAGGGAAGAUCAGUCUACCCCUAUGGAGCUUGCACCACCUCCAACGGCAGCUCUAUCAUAUGAUGACUAUGAAAUGGACGAGGAGGAUGAGCAUCAUCACACGCCGACGGGAGCACGCACUCCUUACGAGACUGUUCCGACAGUUGCGGGUUCGACAUACAGCUCACCAGAUGUUGAAAUGGCAGGCGAUUCACAGGCGGUCCUAUCGCCGACCUUGACCGGACAACAAUCACACGCACAACACUAUCGGCAUCAUAACGACAGGUCAAUACACUCGGCAUCAAUCUCUCCUGCGCUAAUGGCACAGGACUCACAGCGGCAGGACAGCACAUACUCGUCAGUCUCGACAGUAGCCGCCGCCGCGCUGAUAACGGCAGGGCGUCACGGGCACUGUGGACGGCAUUACAGCUUUGCGUCGGUCCCGUCGGCAACCCCAUCCCCAGCACUUGGACCACAGCCAUAUCCGACGAGCGGUUACUACUCCACAUCGAGACCGGGUUCGACGCUGACCAGCCCGGCGCUGGGGCCCUUGAGGGAUGAACAGGAGGCCAGUGCGGCCGUGUUACUGAUGCUCAACAGCGAUCGUCGUGGCAGUACCACAGCCAGCACGGCCUCAUCUCCGGGAUCUCAAAAACCGGCGGUGGUAAGGGGGAUGAGUGUCAGGGAUCUGCUCAGUAGCUGA
Messenger RNA from Pyricularia pennisetigena, 1461 nucleotides. RefSeq lists its product as uncharacterized. The coding region runs from base 1 to 1461 and encodes 486 amino acids. NCBI's taxonomy places the organism in Eukaryota, Fungi, Ascomycota, Sordariomycetes, Magnaporthales, Pyriculariaceae. Gene Ontology annotation, molecular function: protein dimerization activity. The transcript is spliced from 2 exons. The record is from RefSeq and is a predicted model, not a curated record.